AUGACAGAGGCAGAGCCGAGUUUCAAGGACCCAAGAUGGUCUCUAAAGGGCGUGACCGCUCUUGUCACCGGUGGAACCAAGGGCAUUGGAUAUACUAUAGAGGAAGAGCUAGCUGCAUUCGGAGCGGCAGUGCAUAUUUGUUCCAGGAACCAAACAGAGAUCAAUGAUAGGGUACAAGAAUGGAAGAGUAAAGGGUUCAAAGUAAGCGGUUCAGUUUGUGACCUGACAUCAAAAGCUCAGCGGGAGGAGCUGAUAUGUGUGUGA
Quercus lobata is the source of this 264-nucleotide messenger RNA. RefSeq names its product tropinone reductase 2-like. Bases 1 to 264 code for a protein of 87 amino acids. The record is from RefSeq and is a predicted model, not a curated record. The transcript has 2 exons. Gene Ontology annotation, molecular function: oxidoreductase activity. Lineage: Eukaryota; Viridiplantae; Streptophyta; Magnoliopsida; Fagales; Fagaceae.